AUGGACACUUCAUCAUCCUCAGAGACCGUGGACAUUGAGCCCGGACACUCUUCUAUUCCAAAACAGCUGACGCUCACGUGGCGGAAUGUUAGCGUGAAUGUCACAGCCCCCGAUGCCGCCCUAGGCGAUACACUAUUGUCAGUGGCCGAUCCACGGCAGAUUUCGGGGUGGUUUAGCAGGAGUCAAAGGCCAAAGAGGACCAUCCUCAAGGACAUCUCUGGCCAACUCCGUCCAGGAGAGAUGUUGCUCGUUCUGGGACGUCCAGGUUCAGGGUGUACAUCAUUCCUUCGCGUAAUCUCCAAUGAUCGCGAAGCUUUCGACGAAGUUGUCGGCGAGACUCGAUAUGGAAGCAUGGACCACAAACAGGCGAAGAAGUACCGGCAGCAGAUCAUGUUUAACAAUGAAGACGAUGUGCAUUUCCCCACGUUGACCGUUAAUCGGACGAUGAAAUUUGCUCUUCGAAACAAGGUUCCCAGGGAACGACCCGACCAUCUGCAUGACCGAAAGGACUACGUCCAGGAGAAAAGAGACGGUAUCCUAGAAUCGCUCGGCAUUCCGCACACAAAGAAGACAUUGGUUGGUAACGAGUUCAUCCGUGGUGUAUCUGGUGGUGAGCGGAAGCGUGUUUCCUUAGCAGAAGUGAUGGCUGGACAGAGUCCUGUUCAAUUCUGGGAUAACCCAACUCGCGGUCUGGAUUCCAAAACAGCGGUUGAGUUUGCUCGCAUGCUGCGACGCGAGGCCAACGAAAACCAGAAGACAAUAAUGGCUACCAUGUACCAAGCUGGAAAUGGUAUUUACGAUGAAUUUGACAAGAUCCUUGUCCUAGCGGAAGGUCUUGUCACCUAUUACGGUCCGCGCGCAAUGGCCCGGGGCUACUUCGAAGACAUGGGAUUCAUCUGUCCCAAGGGAGCCAACAUUGCCGACUUUUUGACAUCGGUUACCGUGGUCACUGAACGGACUGUUGCCCCCGGCAUGGAAGAGAAGGUUCCCAACUCGCCCGCUGAGUUCGAGGCUCGUUACCGCCAGAGUGCAAUCUACUCUCAGAUGAUGAAUGACAUCCAGCCGCCAGAGAAGUUGGUCAAGGAGGAUGAGAAUCUGGCUCUUGCAGUGGCAAUGGAGAAGAGAAAGCAGCAUGUUCCUCGACCUCAAAGUGUCUAUACGACUGGUCUGUGGGAUCAGAUUCUCAGCUGCACCCUUCGUCAAUUCCAGAUCCUGGCCGGUGACAAGCUCUCAAUCGCCAUCAAGGUGGUUUCUGCCAUCUUGCAGGCUCUUGUUUGCGGCAGUCUGUUCUACAACCUCAAGCUCGACAGCAGUUCAAUUUUCCUGCGUCCUGGUGCUCUCUUCUUUCCCGUUCUUUACUUCCUCCUCGAGACAAUGUCUGAAACAACCGGAUCGUUCAUGGGUCGACCUAUCCUUUCCCGUCAGAAGAGGUUUGGCUUCUACCGACCGACAGCUUUUGCUAUCGCCAAUGCGAUCACCGAUAUCCCUAUCGUCUUGGUUCAGGUGUCUUGUUUCUCCUUGAUUUUGUACUUCAUGAGUGCGAUGCAGAUGGACGCAGGCCGCUUCUUCACGUAUUGGAUCAUCAUUAUCGUACAAACGCUGUGCUUCAUGCAAAUGUUCCGUGCGAUUGGUGCCCUGUGCAAACAGUUUGGUAAUGCGUCCAAGAUGACCGGGUUUCUUUCAACUGUCUUUUUCGUCUACGGAGGAUAUCUUAUUCCUUUUGAGAAGAUGCAUGUCUGGUUCCGUUGGAUAUUUUAUCUGAACCCGGGUGCAUAUGCCUUUGAGGCGUUAAUGGCCAACGAGUUCACUGGCCUCGAACUUGACUGUGUCGAGCCUGACUAUAUCCCAUAUGGGUCGGGCUACCCCAGCGGCUCAUCCCCCUACCGCGGCUGCACCGUCAAGGGCAGCAACUCGGAAGGUGUUAUUGAUGGUGCCGCUUACAUCAAAGAGCAGUACAAUUACACCUAUCACCAUGUCUGGCGAAGCUUCGGCAUUAUCAUUGGCUUUUGGGCAUUCUUCAUCUUCCUGACCGCGAUUGGAUUUGAAUUGCGCAAUAGCAGCGCCGGAUCUUCUGUCCUUCUCUACAAGCGAGGCGCCAAGAGCAAGAAGCCAGACGAGGAGAGUAACGUCUCGGCAAAGUCUGAAGGAGCUGUUCUUGCGCAGUCUGGAAAGCAGUCGACGUUUACAUGGAGCAACCUUGAUUACCACGUUCCUUUCCAUGGCCAGAAGAAACAGCUGCUGGACCAGGUGUUUGGAUAUGUCAAGCCGGGUAACUUGGUAGCAUUGAUGGGAUGCUCUGGUGCGGGAAAGACUACAUUGCUCGAUGUAUUGGCUCAGCGCAAGGAUAGUGGUGAGAUCUACGGAUCCAUCCUGAUCGAUGGUCGGCCUCAAGGUAUCAGUUUCCAGCGCACAACUGGCUACUGCGAACAGAUGGAUGUUCAUGAAGGUACCGCGACCGUGAGAGAAGCCCUGGUCUUCUCCGCUCUUCUCCGUCAACCUGAUAGCGUACCACGCGAAGAGAAGAUUGCCUAUGUUGAUCAUAUCAUUGAUCUUCUGGAGCUCGGCGACAUCCGGGAUGCCCUGAUUGGAGUUCCCGGGGCUGGCUUGAGCAUUGAACAGCGGAAGAGAGUGACACUGGGUGUUGAGCUAGUCGCUAAGCCAACGCUUCUCUUCUUGGAUGAACCGACCUCCGGUCUUGAUGGACAGUCCGCGUACAACAUUAUCCGGUUCCUGAGAAAGCUCGUCGAUAGCGGUCAGGCUGUGCUGUGCACCAUUCAUCAGCCGUCAGCGGUCUUGUUCGAUGCUUUCGACUCGCUAGUGCUGCUUGCCAAGGGCGGAAAGAUGACCUACUUCGGAGAGACUGGCGAGGAGUCUCACAAAGUGUUGGAAUACUUUGCAAAGAACGGAGCACCCUGUCCCCCUGACAUGAACCCGGCGGAACACAUUGUGGAGGUUAUCCAAGGUAAUACCGAGAAGCCUAUUGAUUGGGUUGAUGUGUGGAGCCGGUCUGAGGAGCGCGAGCGCGCUCUUGCAGAACUUGAAGCCUUGAACAAGGAGGGCCAAUCACAUGCCGAUUAUGUGGAAGACCAAAGCAACUUUGCAACCCCGGUUUGGUUCCAGUUCAAAAUGGUGCUGCAUCGCCUCAUGGUUCAGCUAUGGCGGUCACCGGACUACAUGUGGAACAAAAUCAUCCUACACGUCUUCGCCGCGCUGUUCAGUGGAUUCACCUUCUGGAAGAUGGGAGAUGGAACGUUUGCGCUACAACUUCGACUGUUUGCUAUCUUCAACUUCAUCUUCGUUGCCCCAGGAUGUAUCAACCAGAUGCAGCCGUUCUUCCUGCACAAUCGCGAUAUCUUUGAGACUCGAGAGAAGAAGGCAAGUCCUGCGAGCACUUUCAUCGGUGCUCAAGCAGUUUCGGAAAUCCCCUACCUGAUUAUCUGCGCCACGCUCUACUUCGCAUGCUGGUACUUUGUUGCCGGAUUGCCCGUUGAUGCGUACAUCUCCGGCCACAUGUACUUGCAGAUGAUUUUCUACGAAUUCCUGUACACUUCGAUCGGACAGGCCAUUGCGGCCUACGCCCCCAACGAGUACUUCGCCGCCAUCAUGAACCCCAUCCUCAUCGGCGCGGGCAUGAUCGCUUUCUGUGGUGUCGUUGUUCCCUACGAUAGUAUCACUCCCUUCUGGCGGUACUGGAUGUACUACCUUGACCCCUUCACCUACCUGGUGGGUGGUCUUCUGGGUGAGGUGCUCUGGGAUGUCAAGGUGCAAUGUGAGCCUUCGGAGUUUAUUCAGUUCAACGCCCCGUCCGGACAAACGUGUGGUCAGUACAUGGCCGAGUUCAUCUCCGAGCAGACGGGCUACCUCCUGGACGCGAAUGCCACCGACACUUGCUCGUUCUGCCAGUACUCGAUGGGUUCGGACUAUGCCAAGACCUUCAACUUGAAGGAGAAGUACUACUCGUGGAGAGAUACUGGAAUUACAGCGUUGUUUUGUAUCACGUCGUAUGGACUGGUGUUCUUGAUGAUGAAGCUGCGGAGCAAGAAGACGAAGAGUGCACGGUCGGAGUAG
Molecule: messenger RNA, 4068 nt
Organism: Aspergillus piperis CBS 112811
Lineage: Eukaryota; Fungi; Ascomycota; Eurotiomycetes; Eurotiales; Aspergillaceae
Product: putative ABC multidrug transporter
Exons: 14
Coding region: 1-4068 (1355 amino acids)
Biological process (GO): transmembrane transport
Cellular component (GO): membrane
Molecular function (GO): ABC-type transporter activity; ATP binding; ATP hydrolysis activity
Source: RefSeq, a predicted model, not a curated record